This is a messenger RNA of Anisakis simplex (herring worm), 1269 nucleotides long. The record is from the annotation of a GenBank genome assembly. NCBI's taxonomy places the organism in Eukaryota, Metazoa, Nematoda, Chromadorea, Rhabditida, Anisakidae.
AGGACAUUCCGAAUAGUGGUGCUUGGCCAAAUUUUAUCAUUGUGCCUUUGUGGGACCGGUGUUACAAGUCAGUUAUUGACUGAUCAUAAUGUGAACACUCCUGCCGCGCAAAGUUUUUUGAACUAUUUUUUCUUGUGUUCAUUUUACGGAACGAUCUUGGUGUUCAAAACUGGUGAUAACUCGUUAUUACCAGUUAUUAGGAAAAGAGGAUGGAAAUAUUUUGUGUUGUCGCUGAUCGAUGUUGAAGCGAAUUAUUUCAUUGUUUACGCAUAUCAAUUCACUAAUUUAACAAGCAUUCAGCUGUUAGAUUGUUCGACCAUUCCAAUGGUGCUAUUAUUGUCGUGGUUGUUCUUAUCAGUACGUUACCUCUUAACCCAUAUCGUUGGUGUGUGCAUAUGCCUCGUCGGAAUUGCCAUACUUAUUUGGGCGGAUGUCCUCGAGGGUAAGGGAAUACCUGGAGGAUCGAAUCGUUUACUUGGUGAUAUAUUUUGUGUGAUAGGCUCAUUACUGUAUGCGACUGGCAAUGUCGGUGAAGAGUUCUUCAUAAAACAAACCAGUCGGACUGAAUAUUUGGGUAUGAUUGGACUGUUCGGUUCAAUCAUUUCUGGCAUUCAGUUAGCCGCACUGGAACAUAAUGAACUAGCCAGGGUUCGUUGGUCAGGUGCCAUCAUUGGGCUGUACCUCCUGUUUGCUGCCUCAAUGUUCGUGUUCUACUCGUUGGUUGCUGUUGUCAUGCAAAAAGCAUCAGCAUUAAUGUUCAAUCUUUCCAUUUUAACUGCCGACUUCUACACUCUCCUCUUUGGUUUAUUCUUCUUCAAAUAUGAGUUUCAUGCAUUGUAUUUCGUCUCAUUCGCGGUCGUCGUAAGCGGCUCAAUAUUGUAUUCGUUGAGACCGACACAACGACGAGAUUCCGAAGAGCCACGACGUGUAUGUCCAUGUUGUUUUUGGUGUUUGUAUUGGUGUUGUGGUUGUUGUUGUUGUAACAGUUGCUUUGAACAGAACGGUAGCAGUCGAGGAUCGCUGGAUGUAGGUUUCGAUGAUGUGACCCCGAUGCCGCCAGCUUCAGCUGGCAGUACGUUGCCGAACAGCACUUCACCGAUUCCGUUGGAAUUGGCCAUGUAUAUGCAGAGAUUCGGUGGUGGGGUGCCUGGGGCUGGGGUCGGGCUCGCCGGAGGUGCAGUUCACUACUGCCCAGUUCAUGGAGCGUCGACAGCAACCUGUUCGCCAUCUUUGAAUCCUACUCAACUUAGUGCCGAAACAAGAUCUUGA